Molecule: messenger RNA, 1224 nt
Organism: Phlebotomus argentipes
Lineage: Eukaryota; Metazoa; Arthropoda; Insecta; Diptera; Psychodidae
Exons: 3
Coding region: 1-1224 (407 amino acids)
Source: RefSeq, a predicted model, not a curated record
AUGAUCGUUCCCGAGUAUAUUAAUAGAUCGUUCUUUGAGCAAGUUCUCAAAUGUGGCUUCAAAUUGCAAGACUUCAAAUUGCUGAACUACGAUAUUCAGUUCGGUUGUGCGCCUGGUGAAAACUAUUGCAGCACGAUUUAUCGCGUUGUGAUUAAUUAUCAAGAUAAAGAUGGGAAGGAGAAGAGAGUGCAGUGCAUUGUGAAGUUUCUCCUGAACAGUGAUCUGGGAAAGCAAUUGAUGGCGAGAUCGAAAGUCUAUGAGAAGGAAGUUGACAUGUUCGAUAGGAUUUUUCCGAAGCUGAGCAACAUUGCAGGAGGAACAAUUUUCGGACCACGAUUUUACUACACUCUUAAUGAUGAGAAUGCAAAGAUCAUCGUUGUGGAAGAUCUCGGAGAAAUGGGUCUGAAGAUGGCAAACAGACAAGAACUCCUUGAUUUCAACCACUGCGAAUUGGCGCUUAAGAAGCUCGGCAAAAUGCACGCAGCUUCCAUGAUUCUUGCCGAUGAAGAUCCCACUUUAAUGAACCUCUACAACUUUGGACUAAUGGAAGGAACAAUUGAAGAUCCGGGUCUGCUUCAACAGUGCUACAAAGGAACAUUCCCAAUGCUCUGUGACAUUGUGAAAACUUGGCCCGGAUAUGAAGACAUUGCCAAGAAGAUGGAGAAGUUGAAGCCCAAUAUUUGGGAACAUUUUUACGACUGCGCGAAGACAAAACUCGAUGGUUAUCGAGUUUUGAAUCACGGUGACUUUUGGAUCAACAACUUCCUCUUCAAAUACGACGAACAGACCAGAAAACCCAUCGAUAUUGUGUUUGUAGAUCUUCAAUUUUCGUACUAUUCUUCACCAGCGCACGACCUUCAGUAUUUUCUCAACAACAGUCCAACAUUAGAGGUUCGAGAAAAUCAGCGAGAAUCGCUUUUGCGCGUUUAUUAUGACGCAUUUCGACAGACACUCGAAGAUCAAAAGCAGACAAAUAUUCCCUCUUUUGGCGAUCUGCUCGAAGAUAUGGGAAAACGCGAAAUGUAUGGCUUUUUCACAGCCACUCAUAUUUUUCCCGUGAUUGUAAUGGAACGUCAAUCUGAGCAGGGCAGCGGAAUUGAUGGUUUGAUCGAUGAAGAAGCUGCUAAGGACAUGCUCAAGAUCAUGCUGACAGGGAAGAGAUUUGCUGAAGUCGCGAGAAGCUUCUUGAAGCACUUCGACAAGAUGAAAGUUCUUGAUUUGUAA